UUCUCCUCCUUGUUAAUGGAGACAAGCAACCAAACUCCAUCGCCUGAGAAGAAACAGAAGCUGGAUGCAAAGACAAAAUGCAGGAAAUUGCUGACGAAUAUGUCCCAGAGCAGGAAUCACUCUCAAGGUUUCACAGGGAGUGAUGAGAAAUCUUCGGCAAGGGAUAGACAGGCUGCUUUCCAAUGUGCUCACCAGUCUAUACCUGAAGACAGUGUUUUGGCACCACUGACAAUAGGACAGAAUGAGACUGAGAACAAGGCUUCUGAUCUGCCUCUUAAAGUGAAGGAGGGCCAAGAUUAUCUCGUGCAUGAAAUGACCGCCAAAGGCAGAGACAGAAGAUCCCGACUCAUUAUGUACCAGACAAAGAAAUGGAAAUUCUGCACAACUGAUCAGCCACCAGAUUCCUUUGAAAUGGAGGAGGUCCAGAGCUUUGAAGAAGAUAGUUCCCCAAAAAUGGCUGCCAACAAAACAUAUCUAAAUGUGAAAAGAGAAAAUAGUUCUCAGUCAGACAGUAGUGGGUUUCUGGAGGAGCCAUUCGUCCCGUUACAGAUUCAAUGUACACUGCGGGAUGUUAGUGACACAUUCCAAGAAAACAGGCAGUGGUCAUCCCAGUGCUCAAAUGCUGAACAAGCAACAGGCGACUUUCCCAAUCCAACCUGUAUCCCUGGUUCAGUCGACAGUGAUCAGACACAGUGUGCAGAAACAUGCAUCAUGUCAUGUGCUUUACAAGAAGAGAAGACAUUUACAGUGGAAAACCUCAACAGCCAUUCUCCUACUUUCUCUAAUCAGCAAAGGAUGGGAUCUCCAUGUGCUGUAAAAACCGUUGAGGACAUGAGUGGCUUAACUGGUGGUAGCAGCUGUUCACACACAACUACUCUCGAGAACACAAACCACUGUCCAGCUCUUAAUACCAAUACUUGGCUGAGUAAUGAGAUCCAGGUUCAAAACAAUGCUGGAGGCUGUCAGGGUGAUAACUCUGAGGAGAAUAAUGCAACAAUUGUGAGCAACUUGAAUACAAAUCGAGAGAACUCUAACCUUGUUCCAGAACAUUUUGCUGGUACAAGCAAAUUAGUAACUUUCCAAAUUCCCCAAGACAAAUUGCAACAAAGAAACAUCAUUGCAUUUCAUUCUUUAGAACCACUUUCAUUUCAGCCAAACAAACAUGUUUUCCAGCAUGAGAACAUGCACAGAGAAAGCAGAAUCAAAUUGAGAGAUGCUGUAGUGCAGACUGAUGAAAACACCGGGGAGUGUACCACUGAAAGAAAUCAACAUGGCCAAGUGAAGAACCCAAAUUUACUUGCAAUGGAAUCUCAAUUUGGUGGACUGCUCACAAAGUCAGUGUCAUUGGAUACUGGACUGCAUGAUGUUGAGAAGAUUGUUCAGGAGCCAAUUUCGAUCUCUCCAGCCUACUGUCACCACUGUCACCACUGUUGCUGUCUUCACCAUCACUGUUCAUCAACAUGCUUCAGGAGAAUGGACACAAGAUGUCAAUCAAAGACUCCUCUAUCACUCUCUGAGACACAGCUGAUCAAAACUUUGCAGCAAUUGCAACAAGCAACAAGAAUCAUCUCUACGUCCCCAAAUGCCAUAUGGGAAAUUGAGACCAUGAGGAAAUCUCUACAGGGUUUUCGGAACAGGUUGGUGGAACUAGAACAGGACAUCAUUGAACAGCAGGCUUCAGUCUACAAUAUUCUAACUGAUGAUGAGAGAGAGGAUGUGAAACGACUACAGAUAUUGCGUCGAGCAGUACGUCAAGAAAUUACAGAGAUGGAGGUACAGCUGGAGGACCGGGCUCGGCAACUUGGAGAUGGGAUGAGAAUGCAGCUGCAGCGCUUGGUGGAGGAACAGUUCUCCUUCUGUUCAUACGCAGAGGUGCUGAGGCAAACAGGGAGUGCAACAUCAGAGACUUGGCCCUUGCAUUCAUCCAGCUGUACAAUACCAACGCCAGCAUCAGCAAUUGGUUCACAGGAGCCUGACUGCCACGCAGGAAUAAUUCUCCCAGUGCCUUCGGAUUCAGCACUUAUCCCAACUGAUUCAGUAUCAACUAAAACAGACACUGAAUUCAACCUCGGAAUUAACAACGAUGCAGAGUUAAAAGCGGAAAAACAAACCCAUCAGUCAGAAAUGAUAGACUUUAGAAGCAUUCUGAAAAGUAUUAAACAAUCAUUUAAACACCUCCGAUUGCCAAGCACUGAAACAACUAAAAGUAAUAAACACUCAAGAACCUCCACAUGAUUCAUGCACAAAGCUAGACAGCUUCUGUUAUGUGAUUCAUUAUUACAGCAUGAGAAAUCUGCAGAAGAUCUCACAAGGGACAAAGAAGUCUGAUUACUAUGCCCAUGCUUCCUGGAUUGACUGCAUUUUUCCUUAUAUUGUAAACUUCUGUGAACUCUCUAUUAUCUUGGUUUAAAUAUUGCCAACUGUUACUCACGUUAUCGUGCUGACCAUUAAUAACUACUAUU
Rhincodon typus (whale shark) is the source of this 2462-nucleotide messenger RNA. It is a transcript of the gene itprid1, whose product is annotated as ITPR interacting domain containing 1. The record is from RefSeq and is a predicted model, not a curated record. NCBI's taxonomy places the organism in Eukaryota, Metazoa, Chordata, Chondrichthyes, Orectolobiformes, Rhincodontidae. Bases 16 to 2235 code for a protein of 739 amino acids. The transcript has 9 exons.